This is a messenger RNA of Elgaria multicarinata webbii, 431 nucleotides long. Its product is annotated as placenta-specific gene 8 protein-like. Lineage: Eukaryota; Metazoa; Chordata; Lepidosauria; Squamata; Anguidae. Gene Ontology annotation, biological process: positive regulation of transcription by RNA polymerase II. Bases 1 to 339 code for a protein of 112 amino acids. The transcript is spliced from 4 exons. The record is from RefSeq and is a predicted model, not a curated record.
AUGGAAAUGACAACUCAGCCUAUCACGACGCAGCCGCAAUGCCACACGUCCACGCGGAGUUUUGAAUGGCAGACCGGUCUCUGCGACUGCGGCAGUGACUGCUGCAUCUGCUGGUGUGGAACGUUCUGCUUCUGCUGCCUGGGAUGCAAAAUUGCCAAAGACAUGGAUGAAUGCUGUUGCUGUGGCCCCAGUGUAGCCAUGAGGACUCGCUACCGGACUCUGUACCGGAUCCCGGGAUCCAUCUGCUCAGACUGCCUCACUGUUUGCUGCUGCGCACCAUGCAAUCUUUGCCAGCUCAAGAGAGAUAUCAACAGGAGAAAACAAUUAGGGAUAUUCUAGAAAGGGAUCCCUCUGCGAUGACUUCUGCACUGUCCUGUGUUGCCCUCUUUGUGCCCUUUGCCAACUCAGGAGAGACAUCAAGAGAAGACGAG